This is a messenger RNA of Phoenix dactylifera (date palm), 2965 nucleotides long. The record is from RefSeq and is a predicted model, not a curated record. Lineage: Eukaryota; Viridiplantae; Streptophyta; Magnoliopsida; Arecales; Arecaceae.
CCAUCAGAGAGAUCUUCUUGGGAUUUUGUCUUGGGAAGCGUGAAGCGAACCCAACGCGACCCCACAAACCCGCGGCGCCUCCCACGAACCGACUCCGUCCCCAGAGUUACCAGAAACAGACAAACUGUGUGGCAACGUCACAGGAGAAGCGAAGUAAGGAAUAGAGUGCGGAUACGGCGACUUGGAGAGCUUUGAAAAGAGAGGAAGCAAGGAAGGGUAGCUCGGGCUCGGCUCUUCUUCUCUCUUUGCCUGCUUUCAGUCCUUAAGAUCACCAACACCGGCACCAAAAUUUGAGAUUUGAAGAGAUAUAUAUCUAUAUCUUCUGCUCUUCAUCUGUAUAUCUUCUCCUUCGAUCUUUAGCUGGUGUGGAAAUCGAAGAAUCCAAUUUUUACGAUCACAUUACCUGGAGGAGCACAUCGAGGAGCUUCGCCCCAAGAAGCGAUGCAGGGCCCGUCGACGGAGGCGGCCGGAGCUGUCCAGGGGGCGGCGAAGCCCCCGUUCCCGGAUCCGGAGCAGCACCUCAAGUGCCCCCGAUGCGACUCCACGAACACCAAGUUCUGCUACUACAACAACUACAACCUCUCCCAGCCCCGCCACUUCUGCAAGGACUGCCGCCGCUACUGGACCAAGGGCGGAGCCCUCCGCAACAUCCCUGUCGGUGGCGGUACCCGCAAGAACUCCAAGCGCUCCGCCGCCUCCGCCACCGGCGGUGCCACCGCCUCCAAACGUCCCUCCACCUCCUCCCCGCCGCCACCUCCAUCCUCCGAUCAUCUACCAAAGCCGGAGCCUUUUUCCGUCCUCUAUCCGCCAGCCACCGACCCCGACGACCGGCUGCUCGACAUCACCGGGAGCUUCAGCUCGCUGCUCGCCUCCAGCGGAGGCUUCGGAAACCUUCCGGAGGCCUUCUUCUCCGGCGCGCCCGGCGGCGCCACCGCUAGGCUGCCUCGUUCCGGUACUCUGAACAGUUCGAUCGAGGGUGGGAUGGAUCAGCUGCAGAGCUCCAGCGAUAGCAACGGCAAUGAGAACUCGGCGGCGCUGGAGGAUUUCUUGGGGGAUUCCAGCGGCUGGGCUAAUGGCUGGCCCGAUCUCCGCAUCUAUACUCCAGGUUCGGGCUUCCAGUGAUCAAGAAAAAAAAAAACAGAAUUUUAGAGCAAAGAGAAAGACAAAAACUCUCUUCUUUUCUCUGUUAUGUUUUCCUCCUUUCUCGUUUCCAGGGCUUUUUAUAUCGUUCUGUGGAACUGCUCUCAAAAACUCUGGUAUAUGUUUAGUUAUAUAGGUAAUUAAUCGCGUACAGAUCGAUAUAUAGUUAGUCAUUUGGGUUUGAAAAAUUUCUUAGAUUUCUUUUGGGCUUUGGCUUCUUUGCAUGAUUGAAACAUGGUGAGUCAAGAAGCUUAUUGGUUUUAUUAGAGUUCUUUUGUGCCACAAUUUCCUCUGGUUCUUUUUGAUCUUUUGGAGGAGAAUGCGGUUGAUGGUUGGUGGUUUGGUGAUUGAGUGAGACUUGAUGUAAGCGUGUGGAUGUCAAAAAAUUAUAGGUUUUAUUAAUGUUUUUUUUUUGUUGGAAUAUUGAUAAGUGGAUUGCAUGAUUGGUUGUUUUUUUAUUAUUAGGAGUUCAGGGGGCUUGUUGGUUCUCUGACUGCUUGCUUGUGCCAUAUCUCGUAACAAGUGCUCUCUUUUGGAGGAGAACGUUGAUGGUGUUGUAGAUCGAUAAUUGAAUAAAGUAUUAGCGCAAGCAUGUCCGAACUUAGAAGGUUAAUGGUUCCAUUAAUUUAAUGACAAGUUUCUGGAAAUAUUAAUAAAAUGGGAUGCAUCAUCAUGUCAAUAUGAUCAUGAGUAAAGGAGCUUAGUAGAUUUUCUUUGGAGUUUUCUUUUGAGCGACAUUUUCUUAGAAGGUAAUCUUUUUAUUUUUAUAAUAACUUUGCCAUUAUUUGGUCUUUCUGCCUGGUCUGGGAUUCCUUUUUUUAAUUCUUUAUCCCUUUAAUUACCCUUUUGGAGGAGAAUGUGGGUGGUGAUAGGGAUUUGAUGCUUGAAUGGAAUUAAUGCAAGCAUGUGGAUGUUAGAACGCCAAAGGUUCCCUUAUUCUAUUGAUGGUAAGUUGUUGGGGUUGGUGAUAUUAGUGGGAUGCAGUAUAAGUUCCAUCUUCUCAUUCCCUUUUAAUUUGAUAAGUAUUCUUUGUUCUUUGUAUGUUGUAUGAAUGGUCACAGUUGUUAUCUUGGUUUUAGGGUAUUUAAGUUGGAUAAUAUUCCGUGAAGUCGUUAUAGUUGUUGGGAUUAUGGGCUAGUGGAUGCAAUUCCACCUCGCAUUCCAUCAUUUCAAUAUGGUAUGAUGUUUCUGGCCUAUGUUCUCUGAACUAUAUAAUUAGAUAUCAAUGUUCCUUCACUUGGCAUUUCUCUCAUAUUCGUAUUCUUUGUUCUUUGUAUGUUGUAUGAAUGGUCACAGUUGUUAUCUUGAUUUUGGGGUAUUUAAGUUGGAUAAUAUUCCAUGAAGUGGUUAUAGUUGUUGGGAUUAUGGACUAGUGGAUGCAAUUCCACCUCGCAUUCCAUCAUUUCAGUAUGGUAUGAUGUUUCUGGCGUAUGUUCUCUGAACUAUAUAAUUAGAUAUCAUGGUUCCUUCACUAGUCAUUUCUCUCUCAUAUUCCAUGCACUCUUUGGUGGCCUCUGUGGAGGUUAAUGUACCUCUGUGAGAUUGCUGUGGUGGUCUCCCAUCCUUUCGGUGAGUCAGUGGCAUGGAGGUUUGCAUUUGAUGUUAUGUCAUCUUAUAUUCUUGAAUCCAUAAUAGAAAUUUUUUUGAUGGAAAUGAAGCGAGGAUAUUUUAUUAUCCGAUCACCAGCAGCAUAGAUUUGAUGUGAUGGGAUAAUCUUUUGAACUGUUGGGAAUACGAUGUUAUGCUAAGGCGAUGGAUGCUUAGUGUCUGUAAGCUGCCAAACGAGCAACUUUUGGUGGGUUGGUGCAACAGGAAACGAGCUAUU